AAUGCAAUCUUUAUGUAACACGCUUUCUCAUUGGCUCUUGUCAAGCGUACAAUGACAAUGUACCCGUCGGAGCCGCUUCACAAAAUUUCUUGCGUAUGAAUCUUGUGACAUAAAUACUUUGCACAACAAUAACAAUGGCUACGUCAGAUGACGAUUUUCACAUGUCAGAUCUGGAUGACCUGGAUCUUUUGGGACCGUUAAUGUCAAAUUUUGACUUGGAAGCAGAUAUACUGGAAGGUUUAGAGUCAACUGAUUUAAAUGUAUCCAAUGAAAAUAAUAGGGAAGUGUCAGACUCUGAUAAACAACCUACGGCAGUGCCAGAGGAAUUCACAGCAGACGACGUAAACACAAGUGGUGUUUUUGGUGAUGAUACAACUGAUGGAGUUGCUUUGGAACUAGUGAAUGAACCAGAAAAAGACCAAGACUUAAUUGAAAUGAUGGAGGUUGUUGAAGGUAUAACAACAGAAGAAAACAAAGAAAAGCCAAGUGGGAGGUUCCCGAAACUAUCAUCUGAUGACAAAGAAAAUAUACUUGAUGAGGCGCUUAGUAAAUCAACCAAGAAAAACACAAAAUAUGGAGUGAAGAUAUUUAGGCGUAUGUGUUAA
Molecule: messenger RNA, 605 nt
Organism: Mytilus californianus (California mussel)
Lineage: Eukaryota; Metazoa; Mollusca; Bivalvia; Mytilida; Mytilidae
Exons: 2
Coding region: 135-605 (156 amino acids)
Source: RefSeq, a predicted model, not a curated record